Hydra vulgaris (swiftwater hydra) is the source of this 5826-nucleotide messenger RNA. Its product is annotated as C2 domain-containing protein 3. Gene Ontology annotation, biological process: cilium assembly; centriole elongation. Gene Ontology annotation, cellular component: centriolar satellite; centriole. NCBI's taxonomy places the organism in Eukaryota, Metazoa, Cnidaria, Hydrozoa, Anthoathecata, Hydridae. The record is from RefSeq and is a predicted model, not a curated record.
UUUAAUCUCUUAUAAAUUAAAAUAUACUUUAUUUUUAAUCUAACUUUAAGUUAAUCGUAAAGGGUUUGAAUAAAACGUUAACACUUAUUAAUAAAAUGGCGAUUGUUGUCGGAUCGAGCUUACCACCACAAGUAGAAGGACAGCUUCGAUGCUAUCUUGUUGUUAAAGUAGAUGUUUUAAAAUGGUGCAUUCCAAGACCUCCAAAAGAUGUACAAGUUAAAAUUCUUUGGUGGGGGGAUACUUCUAACUGUGUUUUAUUGAGGCCAAUUGUAGAAAAUGGUAAUGGGUUAGAUAAUACUCACAAAUGUGUUGAGGCACAUUAUCCUGUUCGAUGUGGACCAAAGCAAUUUAAUGCAUAUUUAGCAGAUAUGAAGAGCUUGUUGUUUGAUGUUGUAUAUGGGCGUACAUGUGCAGACUUUGCCAAGAUUGAAGUACCAAAUAUUCACCAAGUUACUGCAAGCAAACCAAUUUUUGGUCAUUAUCCAUUGAUCUGCUCGACUGUGAAUUUGAAAAGAAAGCAGGUUGGCACAUUAUCCAUAACAAUUGCUUUCAAAUCAAUAUCAGAUACAUUUAACAUGGCAUCUUCAAUAAUCCCUACUACAGAUGAACAGUUUGAAGGAAUGCCUUUAAAACAACCAAAAAAGUUUCACAGUAAAAGUUGGAAUUCUAAAUCUAAAGAAACUAUUUCCAAAACAGAUUUUUCAUCUGUAAACAAUUCCAAGCAUAUAAAUAAAAAAACAGAGUUAGAAGAUCAGCAACAAGUUAAUUAUGAAACUCCUAAAGAAGUUGUGAAUCAUUCACCAGCAAAAAUAAUAAACAGUUCUCCUGGUAAAAUAGUUUCAACUUGUAUGUAUUCAGAUGCCACUUUAAAUAAGGAAGAAAGUGACAAUGUUUUAACUACAUUAUUGGUGAAAGGUCAGCAUUUGAGAGAUGCUAUGCUAAAAUCAAGCAUAAAUUCCAAGCUAAUUAGAUGCAAUGAAACUGAUGGUUUUAAGGAUCACAAUAAUGUUGAAAUUCAAAAAAUCCCAAAUCAAAAUCUUGUAGAAAUAAUGGAAAGAAAAACUAUUGAUCUUGUACUUGGUAAUGAAGAUGAAAUUUUAUUGGAGCAACUUUCAGAUCAUAGUGUCAUAGAAAGUGAAGAGGGAGAUCCGCUUCAUGAUUCCUCUUUAUUGUCAGAUCUUUUCUACACUAAGAAAAAAGAAAAUAAACUAGAUGAAAGUUCAGUUAUUUUAUCAGAAGAUUCUGGAGAAGAAACGUCUAUUCAUUCCUUAAAAAAACAAAGUAAAUAUUUUGAAAAUGAGGAUAAAGAUUUGCUUUGUGAAGAUAAUAAUGACAAUGGCAGUGUUGAUAGUAGUGACAAUAAUAGCAACAUUUUAUUAGAAUCUAAUAAAAUCUAUUUAAAAGAACCUAAAAAUAAUUUUAGCAAAGAAAAUUUGAGCAUAGAUCAGAUAACUAAUUUAAGUAAAGUUAAAUUUGCAAAAGUUCAUGUUCGAGAACUUCAUUUGUAUCAGUUUUAUGAAAAUUCAAUUUAUUAUGUCGAGUUUAAAUUUCCUGUUCACAAGAGCAUAGAAGUUGUGAGAUUAGUAUCACGCUCUAAAGAUGGCAAUUGUGUAAAAUUUGAUAGGUGCUUGGAACUACCAGUUAGUUUUAAUGAGGAAACAAUUAAUUAUUGGCUAAAUUGCCACAUUAGUUUAAAUCUUUUUGCAAAAUAUGGAAACAAUAAACCGGAUUUUUUUGGAAAUGGUUCUCUGAGCUUAAAGGAUGUUGCAAUAAACCAAAAUCUUGCUACUGAGUUCAUGAUUGAUAUGUUUGACAAACAUGCUAACAGUCACAAAGAUAAAUAUGUUUCGAUUGGGAAUUUGCAGAUUGUAAUAGAGCUGUUACCCAAUGUUAAUAAUUCUUCAAAUUAUUUACAAAAACCAGAGAAAAAUUUAAUUAGAAAUGAUGAAUGUAGUAAGUCCCUCCGAAUGCAUCAUGAAUGUAGUAAGUCCCUCCGAAUACAUCAUGAAAAAGAUAAAAUUUUGUUAGGGAAGUUAGACAAUGAGUUGCAAAAUCUCAUUGCAAUCUAUGAAGGAUCAGUGAAUUUUAAUGAAUGUUUUCAUUGGAAUCUAUAUUGUGUAUGUCGAGUUUUUUGGGUGGAUUAUGAGAUGAAAACAAAAGUGAUAUGGGGUUCAUGCAGUCCAAAGUUUAAUUUUGAGCAGAUUGUUUCAAUUAAAACAAAAAGUUUUCAUAAAACAGAGAAUAAUUAUUUGAUUAUAGAAUUAUGGAAUAAACCUUUAAAUCAAGGUAAAGAUAAGCUACUAGGUAUUUGUAAAGUACCACUUCAAACAUUAUUUACUGUAUUUAAAAAUUGUGAUCUUGCAGACAUCUUUCUAAAAUCACAGUGUCCAGUAAUUCUUUGUGAUAGCCAUAUGCCAGUUUUUGAUCUUAUUACUGGUAAAGAGAGUGGCAAUCUUAAACUGUUGAUUGCAGUUGGCUUACCUAAACAGAUAAGUUAUCUCCUUCAUAUGCACGUAUCUCAUCUCCAAAUGAAAGGAAUUGAUAGAAAAGUUGAUGUUACACAACUAAGUUCAAGUGUACUUCAUGAAAUUGAAAUUGCUGUUGAAAAACUAAACAUAGUUUUUUCAGAUGGGAGAGAUGCUGAAUGCUAUAUCAAGUACAAUUUUCCUAAGCAACUUUUUGGGGAUUUCAAAAUGUCUUAUUUUCAAACAAAACCAAGAUUAUUAAUGUCAAAUCCACAAACAGAUCGACACGUAUUUUCUCUUCCGUUUAACAUACAGUUACAACAAUGUUUACUUCAGUGUAUGAAUACCCACAGAUCUACAGAUAUCAUCUUUGAAAUAUGGAAACAAAGCUGUGAUGUUCAAAAAAGUGACUUACUUGUUGGGAAGGGAACAUUAGGAGUAUCAAAGAUUUUUUCAUUGUUUUAUGCCAGUAGUGGAAGUCCCAGCAUGCAGCAGUUGAGUAUUCCGAUUUUACAUGAUAAAAACCUUUGCAAGGGUUCCUUAGAACUAUCUAUUAAGUAUACUCUUCAUCAAGAAAAUCUUGCUACUGUAACCAAUACGAUAGAAACAGAGACUAUUUUUUUAUCUGCAUCAGUUAUGCGUUUGUGUGGGCUGAAGGAUGCUGUGAAUGAAGUAUUUAGGCACCACAAAUAUCAUGAUCAAUAUUUAGAAAAUGGAGUAAGAACAUAUGUGCGCUGUCAUUUAUCAUUUCUUUCAGAGACCUCAUUUGUAGAAAGUUGUGUUGUUGCUGCAUCACACUCACCCACAUUUAAUUUUCAAUAUGAAGUACCUCUAAAAGUUAACAAUGAAUCUGAUUUGCUGAUUGAAAUUUCAAAUGGUUAUCUAAUUUGUCAAGUUUUGACAAAUGAAGGCAAACCUAGUGAAACUAUCUUAGGAAAAGCAAAGAUUCCGCUGAAACAGCUUCUUACUCACAAUACUGGUGUUAAAGGGUGGUACUUAUUUAAGCUAUGUAAUGAAGAAAAGACAGUGACUGGUGGAGUCGAGUUGAAUAUUAGGUUUUUAAAUCCUUUUGAUCGAGACAAUUUAAUUAACUAUGGCAUGGGAAGGGGUUGGAUUCCCAAAUUUAUUGUACAGCAUCAUGAUGAAUCUUGGUUGCUAUCUACAGAUAAAAGGCUGUGUUUUUUCAUAAUUUCAAUCAAUCUACUUUUUCUUCCUAUGCAAGUCAUUGACAAUUUCUUAACUGAAAGAAGCUUUAUUUAUACUAGAUACAAGUUUUACGACCAAGGUGCUAUUCAAAGUAGGUUUUCAGGAUAUAGGAGAUUUAAUGAGUCUUUUUUAUCUGAAAUCAACCAUAUGCACCAAUUUCAAUUAAUACCAACUCCAACUUUAGCAUGGUAUUUAAGAGAGGAAAGUCUGGAAAUUGAGUUUUGGUUAAAUAAUAGUAGAUUAGAAAAUAAUGAGAAUUCUGAUAUUUUGAUUGGCUCUUCUUACAUAUGCUUGGAACAAUUUUCUCAUGAUCCUUACAGUGUUGAUACAAUAAGCGGGUGCUAUCCGUUGUUCAGAGCUGGAAGCAAGUGUAUAUGUCGCUCAAAUUGCAAUAUUACUGUUCAUUUUAAUGAAGAUAAAUCUAAUUACUUCAGAAGAACUGGUACACAAACAGUUAACAUUUUUUCUGAUCUUUUUUCCGAUCAAUUUAGUGCCCAAGUUCCAGUUUUUUUGAAUGACAAUAAAGAAAUGAGUGAGUCAAUAACACCUAAAAAUCUAGACGCACCAACAAUAUCAAUUCGAAUUGAAGAAGCUUUGCAUCUUCCAAAAGUCAACCACAAUAAAGAUAUUGUUUCCUUUAUUUAUGUAUCGUACACUAUUUCUGACAGGUGUGUAUUUACAAAUGUUAUACCCAAUAACAAGAAUCCAGUUUGGAAUUUUCAGAAAGAUGAAUGUUUUGAUCUUAGAUCACUUAAGAAUCAUGAAUUUUCAUUUACGGUAUGGAGGAGCUUAAAUAAGGACCCGAAUUCUGAAAUUGACAUUCUGCUCGGAACCGUGUAUGUGGAUGUUUCUCCACUGUUUUCUGGAAUGCGUGAACUGUUGGGUUGGUACAAUGUAAAAGACUGUAAUCGACAGAAUAAUGGACAAAUAAAAAUAGGAAUUGUUCCUUAUGUAUUGCUAUCACCUUCUCACUCAGCUAAGUUUUUUAAGAGUUUUAACACUGCUGUCAGUUUUGAUUUGACAUCCAGUAAAAAAGAUUCAUAUUAUGAUUCUAAUUUAAGCAAAUUAGAAUUAUUAGAUAAACUUCAUACAAAUUUACAAGAACUAGACUGUAUAACAAAAACUAUCAGAGAUUCUAGUCUGGUUAGUUAUGUUUCUCCUGUUUGUAAACCACAGUUUAGUGAAAAUACAAAAACUGAAAAUAGUUGCAUAAUCAAUGGCAAACAUAUAACAAAAACAAAAUUAAUCGAACCAUUAAGGUCUUUGGAUGUUAAUCUAGAUCGGCAAAAAAUAAAAAAUGAUGGCAUCUUUAAUAAAGAAGAACAAAAAGUUGAUGCUGAGAAACUUAGUUCAGACGAACAAAAAGUUGAGGAACUUAGUUCAGAUGAUGACACAGAUGAGCUUAUGAACCACCUUGAGGAAUUUAAAAAAAAGUACAACAGGUUAAAAGAGUUUAGUAACUUAGAGUUUGAGCAAGACUGGUUAAGUGACGAUGAUCAAAGUGUACUACCAUUAGAGUAUAAAGAAGAUAUUCCAUUUGUUGAAACUGAAAAUGACGUCAUUAAUGUCAGUGCAAAAACUUCAGCACGUGAUAUUGAUGAACAAGAUGAAAACUCUUCUGACUUAAUUCAAAAUGCAUAUUUAUUUCACUCAAUGGAGAAAAAAUGCCCCAAAGGUCUCAAUAAAUGCUGUAAUCCCAAUGAUAUAUUAUGCGAUGAUGAUCAAGUUGAUGCCUUGAACAAUAGAAAAACAUCCAAUAAAUCUAUUGAUCAGAGUAUUUGUAUGACUGACAGUAGCGUAUCAGAAAAGGGGAGGCAUGAAUUUUCUGAUUUACAUUUACUUGAAAAUAAUAUUCCAGAAAGUCAUACUAAAGAUGGCUUAACUGAAAUAAAAAAAAAACAUUUUGAAAUACCUAACUUCUUUAUGAAAUCUAAUGAAAUGGCAGAAUCAAUUAAAGCUCUUCGACUAGCUGCAAAAUUUAGCCAUCUACCACGUUCAAAAAAUAAGGACGUCAACGAAACAAGUGGUAUCGAGGUAAUUAAUAAAUAUUCUCCUGUUGACACCUUGGAGCUUGCACGGAGAGCGCAGAUAUUUUUAUCGAAAAACAAUCAAACGUGAAGUUAAAUAUUUUAGUUAAUUUAAAACAUUUUAAGAA